CUUCAUCAAACCCCAUCAACCUCACCGAUGCUGAUGAAUGGAAGUCAAUGAUCCAUCACAAUCCUCAUCUCGUCAGGGUGUGGCAUGCCUCCAUUGUCGUCAAAGGAAGAAAAGAUGUGAUCGCCGAGCGCCCAAGUGCUCCUUCUGUGAGAGAAGAGGCUACGAAUGCAUAAUCCCAAUCCCAUCGGCGGAGAAGGAACGACCGACACAAGACAUCUCUGAGCAGCUCAGAGACGAGAUAGCGAGCCUAGAGCGACAGCUUCGAGAAAGGACGGCUGACGAAAGAACCAGCUCGCUUCAAAGCAACCUGCCACAGCCAAACAUCCCGGCGACCACGGCUUUGCCAGUUGAGCGUAGCACUACUGCUCUCGGCUUCGAGACAGCCGUCGAUCUAGGAGUCCUCGGUGAGCUGAAUGCUGCAACAAUCUACGACCGUGAAACAUACCACCUUGGGCGGAUGAUCAUUCGUGCUCUUUCCAUGGACGACGACCAGACUCCCGACGUGCCGUCUUCGAGAGCGUUACUUGUAUCGGCAACGUUCCUGCAGGAUGCCGAGCUCCAACCUCGUCGAGUGCCGUUAGGCCUUUUGUCAUUGUACUUGGAUAACUACUUCCGGCACGUCCAUCCAACCUUCCCAAUGCUCAAUGAGAGCACAGUACGCCAAUGCCUACGAACGUUGUGCGCCGUCAGCAGUCUGACCAGCGCCGCAACAGACCGGGUUGUGCUCUACUUAGUCUUAGCUCUGGGUUCCUUAUUGAGUGACAAGGAGUCGUCCUACGAUUCUUGCUAUUCUGCGCGGUUCUUCCACCGCGCCUUACAAGAGAAAAUCACUUACCGCGAGACGAUCGACACUGUGCAUAUCCUCGUCCUCUUCACGUUGUACUCGCUCUUCGACACGAGUGCAGGCAGCUCGUGGCAUCUCGUGGAUCUUGCGAUGCGCACGUCCAUCAUUCUUGGUCUGCAUCACUCAAGUUCUUCGAGCUCAGAUGCCGUUGCCUCAAGUGACACUGAUUCCACGAACGACGUCACCUUUUGGAGUGUAUAUCUCCUCGACCGGUGGAUCAGUCUUACCCUAGCGCAACCGGUCACACUUCCUAAUUUUGAGAUAAGAACCAGAUUUCCGUCGACGAGUCAAGCUCACAGUACUCCAUUCCAGAGACUCUGCUACUGGGCGUUUAAAUUUUCGGAUCCUGAUCAAUUGGACCACAACGCAGAAGAGGAAGUGGAAUUCUUGACAUUCGAGAAAACCUUGCCGAACUCGGUAUCCGAAGGGGACUACAUGUCUAGUCUAUACACACUCAUCGGCCUACAACUAUGCACCACGCAUUACCAGAGGACGACGAACUCUGCGCGAAGUACUUUGCGAUUGCCGAACGAGUCCGGGAUUCCGCAGCAAGUCAACACAGUUGAGCAGCUCAUACUCACUGGCAUUCCCAUGCCAUGGCCAAGCGGAUAUACCACUUUCCAAUUGACAUUGACCGAGAUAAUCCUGUUCAACAACGCAAACAGGCUUUUCCUCCUAGACGGCACAAAAAGGCUUGUCGACACGCUGUCCACGGCGUACCGCUUGUUGAUGCUCCUCGCUAGGAGAUUUGAGCGAUUUUCAAACCACGCCCGCUUGAUAAAUGAUGCCCGAACCAUUCUUUGCAAUCCUACUAUGAAUAACGAACUCAAUGGCUUCGACUUCCUCGCCAUAUCGAGACUAUAUGAUCUUUGUAAUUGUGCUUUGGAACCCCUCGGCGUUGCGCAUGGUGGAACCUAAGCAGUGAUAGGAUCCGACUUGCCAUGCAGAGACAUUAUCUUGAUAUGUUCACGUGCUGUGCAACUCAUACCUCAGCCUUCAUAUUCGGUAUCUGUUGUCAUGGCCCAUUGACGUAUUGUUCUCUCCCGGAUAGUCAUGAUCAUGCCGCAAACAGAACACAGAGCGAGGUGAUGAAAAAUCCUAUAACCGUGA
Molecule: messenger RNA, 1954 nt
Organism: Exophiala xenobiotica
Lineage: Eukaryota; Fungi; Ascomycota; Eurotiomycetes; Chaetothyriales; Herpotrichiellaceae
Exons: 6
Coding region: 38-1762 (574 amino acids)
Biological process (GO): positive regulation of transcription by RNA polymerase II; DNA-templated transcription
Molecular function (GO): zinc ion binding; DNA-binding transcription factor activity, RNA polymerase II-specific; sequence-specific DNA binding
Source: RefSeq, a predicted model, not a curated record